UUUUUCUUUUUUGCUUAUAUGAUUUUUGGUGAACUGUAUGCAUCAAAAGGUGCAUGUACGGCUCUUAAGGAAAAAAAUGGAAUCCUAAUCAAUCGACUUUAUCGAGAAAGAUUACUUUUUUUAGGUCAAGAGGUUGAUAGUGAAAUAUCGAAUCAACUAAUUAGUCUUAUGGUAUAUCUUAGUAUAGAAGAAGAGAAUAAAGAUUUGUAUCUGUUUAUAAAUUCUCCGGGGGGGUGGGUAAUACCCGGAAUAGCUAUUUAUGAUACUAUGCAAUUUGUACAACCAGAUGUACAGACAGUAUGUAUGGGAUUAGCCGCUUCAAUGGGAUCCUUUCUUUUGGCAGGAGGAGAAAUUACCAAACGUUUAGCAUUCCCUCACGCUUGGGUAAUGAUCCACCAACCCGCUAGUUCUUUUUAUGAGGCACAAACGGGAGAAUUUAUCCUGGAAGCGGAAGAGCUACUGAAAAUGCGUGAAACUAUCACAAGGGUUUAUGUACAAAGAACGGGCAAACCUUUAUGGGUUAUAUCCGAAGACAUGGAAAGGGAUGUUUUUAUGUCAGCAGCAGAAGCCCAAGCUCACGGAAUUGUAGAUCUUGUAGCCGUUGAAUAAAAAAUAAGUGGCAAGGAUUAUUCUAAAAAAAUACAGGAUUUGAAAUUUCAUUUUUGAAUCUUCUUACUUUCAUUUUAAUAUAAUAUCUCUAUUAGUUAAUCUAUUAAUAUCUAUUAGUUAAUCUAUUAAUAGAAUAUAAGUAAUAUAGAAUCUAAGUAAUUCACGGUUAGGAUAGAUCUAAACCAGCUCAUUAUAUAUAUAUAUUACAACUUACUAUGCCAACUAUGAAACAACUUAUUAGAAACACAAGACAGCCAAUCCGAAACGUCACAAAAUCCCCAGCUCUUCGGGGAUGCCCUCAGCGCCGAGGAACGUGUACCAGGGUGUAUGUGCGACUCGUUCAGAUCAUAUACUAAGAAGAAAAAACCAAUUUCAUUUUUUCAGUAUUGUUGAUCGGUUAAGAUAGUGUGAAUGUAGUUUUCCCAUUCAGACUAUCUUAACUUAUAUAUAUACAUUCUUUACAUUCUUCUAUCUUGUAUCAAAUUUAUGGUUUCGAUUGGUGCAAACCCAAUAGUCUUAAUUUACAAUUUAAGAUGAGAAGGACUUUCCCAUCGGUAACAAAACAAAUAUAAAGUUACCCGUUAAGCGGAGAAAAUACUAUUUCAAUUAAAGAUAAAGUAUGUCCUUAAUGAAUGAAUUUUGAUGGAUUUUGGACGAACGGAAUAAGAAGGUCAGCUACCCAGCAAAUUUUCAUAAUUAAAUACCGUUACUGUAUAACUAGAUUUCAUUGUGAAAAAAUCUACUUACUAAACUAAAUAUUGGAUGGGUAGAGCCAAAGAGUGUGAACUGUACAAGUUAACAAUAACAUUAAUUAAAUUAAUAAAAAAUGAAAAGAAAGAAAGGCUCCGGUGUAUAGAAAGGACCUGCCCGUUUCUAAAAAAAAUCAUAGAAACGAUGGAACCCACCCAUUUUUUAUAUAUGUCCUAAUUUAUUUACUAUUACUUACUAUGUUUUUUGAUAUCUAGUAUCAAUACAAUUUAUUAUUUUGAGGUUGAAUAUUU
Messenger RNA from Glycine soja, 1610 nucleotides. RefSeq names its product ATP-dependent Clp protease proteolytic subunit. Gene Ontology annotation, molecular function: serine-type endopeptidase activity; ATP-dependent peptidase activity; ATPase binding. The record is from RefSeq and is a predicted model, not a curated record. Gene Ontology annotation, cellular component: endopeptidase Clp complex. Gene Ontology annotation, biological process: protein quality control for misfolded or incompletely synthesized proteins. The coding region runs from base 19 to 609 and encodes 196 amino acids. The transcript is spliced from 2 exons. Lineage: Eukaryota; Viridiplantae; Streptophyta; Magnoliopsida; Fabales; Fabaceae.